CGAGGAGGAGGGUCCUGUCCGGCCGCCUGCUGCUGCCCCCUCCUCCGUGCGAGGGGACCGGGGCGACCGGGGCGGGGGCGGGGGAGGUGAUGAGCUUGGGCCGGGGGCUGCGGCAGCGGCUCGGCUGCUGCUGCCGCGGCUGCGGCGGGAGGCGACGGCGGGCCGUUGGAGGGUCUGUCCGGCCGGCCCGGGGCCAGGGGGAUGCAGCGCAGGACGUGUCUGGGUCUGGGUGUAGCUGAUCGGAGAAGAGAGGCAGACGCCGCCCGGAGAGGCCGAGGAGCAGCGGAGGAGAGCCGCCCUGACAUGCCUUUUCCUCUCCCUCCUCUCCAGCGGCCAUGUUAACCAGAAAACCCUCGGCUAGCGCCGCCGCUGGUGCUGCCUAUCCAGCCGGCAGGGCAGGGGACAGCGGCCGCCCGCUGCCGUCUUCCCCGGGCACCGGAGCCGGGGUCUCCCGGGCAGGAGCUGGGACCGGCCCGCCAUCGCCCCUCGCAUUGCCGCCGCUCAGGGCCAGCAACGCUUCCCACACGGUUGGAGGCAGUAAGCACACAAUGAAUGAGCACCUACAUGUUGGUAGCCAUGGACAAAUCCAGGUUCAGCAGCUCUUUGAAGAUAAUAGUAACAAGAGAACGGUUCUGACAACGCAGCCAAAUGGACUUACAACGCUAGGCAAAUCUGGAUUGCCAGUGGUUCAGGACAGACAGACAGAGAGUGCCCACAGGCGACAAGGGAGCUCCAGCUCUUUAAAAUCUGCAGAUGGAACAGGGAAGGUGAAAACCUCUGUUAUCACACCAGAGCAAGCAAUGAAGCAAUACAUGCAAAAAUUAACAGCUUUUGAGCAUCAUGAGAUUUUUAGCUACCCUGAAAUAUACUUCUUGGGUCCAAAUGCAAAGAAGCGGCAAGGUGUUGUUGGUGGUUCAAACAACUGUGGGUAUGAUGAUGAGCAAGGGUCUUACAUUCAAGUACCCCAUGAUCAUAUUGCAUACAGGUAUGAAGUCCUGAAAGUUAUAGGGAAAGGAAGCUUUGGGCAGGUGGUGAAGGCCUACGAUCACAAGAUGCAUCAGCACGUGGCACUAAAAAUGGUGAGAAAUGAAAAACGUUUCCACCGCCAAGCUGCGGAAGAAAUUAAGAUCCUGGAACACCUUCGGAAACAAGAUAAGGAUAAUAACAUGAAUGUUAUUCACAUGUUGGAAAACUUCACAUUCCGCAGCCAUAUCUGCAUGACAUUUGAGUUGCUGAGCAUGAACCUGUAUGAAUUAAUAAAGAAAAACAAGUUUCAGGGCUUUAGCCUGCCUUUGGUUCGGAAGUUUGCCCACUCAAUUUUACAGUGCUUGGAUGCUUUGCACAAAAACAGAAUCAUUCACUGUGACCUUAAACCUGAGAACAUUCUGUUGAAACAACAGGGUAGAAGUGGUAUUAAAGUGAUUGAUUUUGGCUCAAGCUGUUACGAGCAUCAGCGUGUCUACACUUACAUUCAGUCACGGUUUUAUCGUGCACCCGAAGUCAUCCUUGGUGCUCGUUAUGGGAUGCCCAUAGAUAUGUGGAGCUUGGGCUGUAUCCUAGCAGAGCUUCUGACCGGUUAUCCACUUUUGCCUGGAGAAGAUGAAGGAGAUCAGCUGGCUUGUAUGAUUGAACUAUUGGGCAUGCCUGCUCCAAAACUCUUAGAGUCAUCCAAGCGAGCGAAAAACUUUGUGAGCUCUAAGGGUUAUCCCCGCUAUUGCAGCAUCACAACCUUGUCUGAUGGCUCUGUAGUACUUAAUGGUGGACGCUCUCGGAGGGGAAAACUGCGUGGCCCACCAGAGAGCAGAGAGUGGGGUAACGCAUUAAAGGGGUGUGAUGAUCCCCUCUUCCUUGACUUCUUAAAACAGUGUUUAGAAUGGGAUCCUGCUGCCCGUUUGACACCCAGCCAGGCUUUGCGGCAUCCCUGGCUAAGGAGACGGUUGCCAAAACCUCCAAGUGGGGAAAAGGCCUCAGCAAAGAGAAUUUCAGAGAGUACUGGUGCUAUAACUUCAAUUUCCAAGUUACCUCCGACUUCAAGCUCAGCUUCAAAACUGAGGACUAAUUUGGCACAGAUGACAGAUGCCAAUGGGAAUAUUCAGCAAAGAACAGUGUUGCCAAAACUCGUUAGCUGAGUUUGAAAAACCCAAUGCUGUUAAUAUGAGAGAUACAAUGUGGCUGAGCCUUAUUUGUAUGAAAAAUUAGCUCAGUUAUGCAUUUUUAUUUGCUCAAUAAAUCUAUUCAUUUGUAUCUUUCAGCACUCAUUUUAAAUGUAAUUUUAAAUGUUAAUUUUGUUUUUAUAAAAAUAUGGGGACAAUGCUUUAAGUUUUUAUACUUAUUUUUUAAAAUGUUUGUCUUCUACAGUACAAUUAGCCUUACUGUAACUAGUGUGACACAGUAAUAAACAUCAGUGGCAGGCCACUGGUUACAACAUGACUGUCAUGCAUUGCAGCGUGGUAUCAAAGGUAUUAACCUUUCUCUUCCAUGGUUCGUAUUAGUUUUAACCUGGGGUAAAUUUGAAAGACUACCUUUUGGAUUUUAUGGGUUUGGUCUGGAUUCUGUGCACACUCACAUCUGUGACUGACUGGACUCCAGGGAGAAUACUCAAAGAAUACAGUUAAGCACUUGUAAACUUGUAGUUUAAAGUGGAGCCAUAGCAUGUUCUAUUGUCAUUUUUUAUGUGGUAGCCCAGAGAAAGUCAUGGUAUCACUAAAGAUACUGUCACCUCCUGUGGAAUGCUUUCUCUAUUUAAAAGUUAUGGGCUUUCAUUAAAAUGAUCAUUUAAACAUAAUGCAAAAAA
Molecule: messenger RNA, 2794 nt
Organism: Camarhynchus parvulus
Lineage: Eukaryota; Metazoa; Chordata; Aves; Passeriformes; Thraupidae
Gene: DYRK2
Product: dual specificity tyrosine phosphorylation regulated kinase 2
Exons: 3
Coding region: 336-2129 (597 amino acids)
Biological process (GO): peptidyl-threonine phosphorylation; peptidyl-serine phosphorylation
Cellular component (GO): nucleus
Molecular function (GO): ATP binding; protein serine/threonine/tyrosine kinase activity; protein serine/threonine kinase activity
Source: RefSeq, a predicted model, not a curated record